Moneuplotes crassus is the source of this 2086-nucleotide messenger RNA. NCBI's taxonomy places the organism in Eukaryota, Ciliophora, Spirotrichea, Euplotida, Euplotidae. The record is from the annotation of a GenBank genome assembly.
UUUAAAACAAUAAGAAAUGGGGAGUGCAUGUAGCUCAAAUAAGAAAAGAGUAAAGAAACCAAAACUUAAAAAGGCUAAAGAGGAUGCAAACUCAAUCAGAGAUUACAGUAAAUCUAAGGAUUUCGAAGAACAAAAGCAGAUCUCCCUAGCACAAGAAGUGGAUGACACUGGAGAUAAACCUGCAGAAAGCAGUACCCCUCCACAAAUUAAUGAAAAGCCAAAGAAGAAGAAACACAAAAAGAAUAAAAAGAAUAAAAAAGAGAAAAAAGAGAAAAAGUCAAAAAAUUCCAAAAAGAAAGAAAAUCCUCCUUCAGCUUCUUCUUCAGUUAUAGAAGAAUCGUCAAUGCUGGAAAUACCGAUAGAAAACAGUAACAGCAUUGAACAAGAUGUUGCAAUCACAGGAAAAGUCAGGUCAAUGAACAUUCUCCCCAGCAGGAACAAGAUCAAAAGAGAGCAGUCAUCAAGCAGCUCCAGUGAAAGCGGUGAAGUUAUAGAAGAUGACUCUGAAAUGCAUCCUAAUAAAAUUAAACCAACAGAAGAGAUAAAGAAGAGAGGAAGGAGUGCUAUUAAAUCAGGCUCUGUGAAGAAAUCUCAACCAAAAUCAAACUCGAUAAUACAACUCAUAGAAAAAGCAAAUUCUGAGAAUUAUGAAGCUGUGAUAGAUAAUCUGAACAAAAACCAAUAUUCAUUAAAAACAGGCUUAAUGAUACCAAUGGAAGAAUUUGUUCGAAGAAAUCCUGAAAAAGAACAUAGAGCAGCUACUUACUUAGAUUACUCAGCUGAAGACGAGCUUUAUGGGGUAUUUAAAGCCUUAGAAACCAAACAGUGGAAACUCUUCAAGUAUGUAUUUGAGAAGAAAGGAUCUAUCUGGAAUGAAAAGCACUUAAUUCCAAUCAUCAAGUAUUUGAUUGAUAUUGAUUGGGAUGAAGGACUUUAUGAGCUUUUCAAACUCAAUAGAACAAAAGAGAUGUACCUUUCAAUGUACUGAAAUGAAAGGAAACUGUUUUAUGAUGCUCUCAAAGAUAUAUGAGAAGACCUCGUAAAUGAAAUCAGCUCAAGUAAUGUGCUGCUCUACCAAUUAAUGGAAGGGCUAGUACUAAAGCCGUAUUCUACUCUGACUUUCAUACACUUAUUCCGCUACAUACAUAUCAGUGGGACCAAGAUACAAGCAAAGGAUGUAGACCCUCAUGCGUGAGCAGAUGACAUCUAUCUCAUGUUUGUUAAAAAUAACAAUGCUUUUGAGCUAGCCAAAAGUUUUGAUGAAGCAUGUGAAGGAGACAUUGAAGAGAAAAAGAAGUAUAAACAUAUUCUUACUAAACUGAUCGAUUAUUCCUUCGUAGUUAUGCCAUCUGCCAUCCCCAUCAGCAGGAUCUGGAGAAGCAUCAAGAUAGGUUCAGAAGAUGACUUUGAGAGAUGAUGACAGGAAGCAAAAGCAAGCUGGCCAUUCCUUCUGACUCUCAGAAAAUCCAAUGCAACUCCUGAGUUUAAACCACCUCUCUCGGAUGAUAGAGUUAAGGACCUUUUUGUUAACAAGUGGAAGCCUGUACAUCUCAUGAUAUACUUUGCCAGAAAUAAAAUGAUCGAGCAAAUCUUGUGCUUUGCAGGGAGGUCCCUUAGAAAAGCUAUGACCAUCGAAAAUAAAUAAAGAAAUGACAGUUGAUGAAUACUUCCCUCUCAUGUUGGCUAUUAAAUUACAAAACAGGGAUACUUUUAAAGGCCUGUGGAACCUUGCUCAUCAAUGGUCAGUCAUGCAUUUAUAUCAAGUAAUGAGAGACUUGAAGCUGCCUUCUAUGUAUUCAGGAGACAUCUUUGAGGUUAUACUUACUGACAAAACUACUCAGGAUAUUCUUAACUUUUGAGAUACCAAAAUUAAAAAUGAGCUCUUUCAAAUUUUUGAAGAGUGAAUUGAUGAAAACGGUAGGGAUGAAAAGCUCAAAACAAUGCUAAAUGAUUUGAAAAUGACCUCUCCCAAACCUAUAAAGGAAAUAACGAAUGAAUCUAGUAAAACCAUCACAGAUGAAUCAUACUAGGGUUUCUAGAUCACAAAAUAAUUUAAAUAAAGUUUUAACCAGAUUGAACUGUUUUA